ACUGACCAAAAUGAAGCUGGAGUUAGAACAGAAGAGUCACCAGAAUUUCCACAGUAUGCUAGAAUUUCCACGGAGUGCCCCUUGAAACACGGUGGUAGUGCUUCUAGUCAAAAGGAAUCCCUCGAGCAGCUUAACUGACCAAAAUGAAGCUGGAGUUAGGACAGAAGAGUGACCAGAAUUUCCACGGUGCCCCUUACUACACGGAAAGUAUUCUUAUUUAAUUAUUGACGGGAUAUACAAGGACCGCAGAAAUUCUACAACCACACAUUCAGAGUUGGAAUUCGUCCACGAUAAUUAUGGGUUUAGGCAUCCAUCUAGAUCAGUACAGCACGACUGUGAAAGUCUUUUUUGCAAGUGUAACACCUUGCUUCAUAUACAUCCUCCGAUUCUCAAUCCCCUUCACCUUCAUUACAGUACAUCAAUAUGAGUAAAUUCCUUGUUGCAGCUGUUCUACUAUCUCUCAUCAACCAUGGAGCCGACUUGGCCACAGCGUGGGAUGAUAAAGAUUUCUUCAGAUAUUGUCCAGCAUCCAAGUGCAGCAAACAUGGUCCAGAGAUAAGGUUCCCUUUCCGACUUAAAUCCAGCAAUACAUCAUGCAGCAUGACACCAUGCAUGGAGUUAGCAUGCUCUGACCAAGACACCAUUCUAGUUCACCCAAGCCUUGGUCGAUGCAAGGUGACUGCCAUAGAUUACCCUAAUCGUCACAUGUAUAUCACCCCGCUUGUAUUCUACUCAUCUCCCUGUCCGCUCAAGAAGCUCUUCUCUAGAAGCAUACCGAUUGAUGCCUAUGCGGAGAACCAGGGCCCAUGUCCGGACAUAUUUCUUGAGCAAAAUAUGACCCUAGUAUGCUGUCCGAGAGAGUUCACGCCAAGCAGUAUUGAUGUUGCCGAUAGCAUUGCUGGCCCAGUCUCCUGCCUUAGUAAUGCAACCAACUUCUCGUAUUUGGUAGAUUCUUCUGGACCCAUUUCCAUUCUUCCGUCCGACUGCAAGGUGUGCUCAGAUGGCGUCGUCCCUAUAGCCUUCAACAGCGACCUGAGAUCCAUGUACGACGACGGACCACCUCCCUUCAAGUCAAGUGCAGAAAGAAUCCUCAGCUUUGCCGAGAUUAAGCUGGAAUGGCGUGAAAUGGACGAAAACAUCCCGUGCCUGUACUGCGAACAGCAAGGGAGACACUGUGCAUUCAGCUCGGAAAGGAAUCAAACAUUCUGCAUGCCUCAUGGUUCGCGUAUCACAGUUAUCGCAGCUACAUCAUCGGUGACCGCAUUUGUUGUUCUUUUGUUGACGGUGGCCACUGCACUUUAUCUUUCACUGAAGACAAGAUAUAAUGAAGAGAUACAUUUGAAGGUCGAAAUGUUUCUCAAGACAUAUGGCACAUCAAAACCCACGAGGUACACUUUCUCAGAAGUUAAAAAGAUGGCAAGGCGGUUUAAGGAGAAAGUAGGGCAAGGAGGAUUUGGAACUGUAUACAAAGGUGAGCUAGCAAAUGGAGUGCCAGUGGCAGUCAAAUUGCUAGAAAACUCUACAGGAGAAGGAGGGGAAUUCAUUAAUGAAGUCGCAACCAUCGGGAGAAUCCACCAUGCAAACAUUGUCCAGCUCCUCGGCUUUUGCUCAGAAGGAACUAGGCGCGCUCUUAUUUAUGAAUUCAUGCCUAAUGACUCAUUAGAGAAGUACAUAUUCUCGACUGAUUCUAAUAUCUAUCGGCAACUCCUAGUACCCGAAAAAAUGCUAGAUGUUUCUCUAGGGAUUGCCCGAGGAAUGGAAUACCUACAUCAAGGGUGCAACCAGCGUAUUCUCCACUUUGACAUCAAGCCUCACAACAUCCUGCUGGACUACAACUUCAAUCCAAAGAUCUCAGACUUUGGCCUAGCAAAGUUGUGCGCAAGGGACCAGAGCAUUGUUACCUUGACUGCGGCGAGAGGCACAAUGGGCUAUAUUGCACCUGAGCUAUAUUCAAGGAACUUUGGGGGAAUAUCAUACAAGUCGGAUGUUUACAGUUUUGGCAUGCUAGUGUUAGAAAUGGUAAGUGGAAGGAGAAACUUGGACCCAAGUGUUGGGAGCCAGAACGAGGUCUACCUCCCGGAGUGGAUCUAUGAGAAAGUAAUUACUGGGCAAGAAUUGGAGCUUAGUUUGGAAAUGGCACAGGAAGAGAAAGAAAAGGUUAGACAGCUUGCCAUUGUGGGACUAUGGUGUAUCCAGUGGAACCCAAAGAAUCGGCCCUCGAUGACAAAGGUGGUAAACAUGUUAACGGGGAGGUUGCAGAAUCUACAGAUUCCACCUAAGCCGUUCAUCUCAUCUGGAAAUCAUCCUGUGGUGUAAAUCAUGGAGAGCAUGCUGCCACAAUUUAGUAAACAAUGGAGGUGUCUACUACUCUGUCCAUGUGGUGCACAUGAAUGCAUAACACUAGCAUGAAUAUAUUUCGAUAUUUCCACUACAUUAGCACUGAUGUAUGAAUAAUGAUCCGUCGCCAUGUAAUACUAGUGCUAUCUCUAUUUGUAAUCAGAAUCACAUUGAACUUUAUUUGGAUUGUAAAAAACAGUUAAAAAUACAGUAAUCU
Molecule: messenger RNA, 2554 nt
Organism: Aegilops tauschii subsp. strangulata
Lineage: Eukaryota; Viridiplantae; Streptophyta; Magnoliopsida; Poales; Poaceae
Product: rust resistance kinase Lr10
Biological process (GO): protein phosphorylation
Molecular function (GO): ATP binding; polysaccharide binding; protein kinase activity
Source: RefSeq, a predicted model, not a curated record